Molecule: messenger RNA, 816 nt
Organism: Mya arenaria
Lineage: Eukaryota; Metazoa; Mollusca; Bivalvia; Myida; Myidae
Exons: 2
Coding region: 1-816 (271 amino acids)
Source: RefSeq, a predicted model, not a curated record
AUGAGUAAGACGGCUGCGGAAGCGGAUGUGGAUAACCAAGUUUUUGUACAUAAUACCGGAUGUCAAGACGCGGACUGCUUGUACAAUCUGACACCAGAACAUGUGCUUGCCAGCGUGCCAUGGGAGGAGUUCCCGUACUGGGCGAUGAGAGAUCUCACUGGAAUCCCAGCUCAAGAUCGCUUUAAUGGCGCUCUUCCGGUUGUCGAUGGUACCACAUCCCAUGAAGUAAGUUUAGAGUCUAGUCCGCAAGAGGUCACCAACUGGACAUGGGAAGAUAACAAGUAUCAGGACUAUGUCCGCCAUGCGUUACUCCCCUUUGGUGACGUCAUAGCGGAGACCGCGCUUAAGCUCUACCCAGAAAACGUGCACACUCCAGAAUUUCAACUCGCUAGUCUAGUAACAGACCUCAGAGUGACGUGUGGAAAAGAUUAUCUGGCUCUAGUAAUGACGACUUCUUUUACUUCACCGGUGUUCAGAUACAGAGCAGAAUAUGCGCCCUCUGCUCCAAUGAAGGCGUUUUGGGUAAUGCUUCCCGCGAGAUUCGCCUUUCACGGCAUCGACAUGUUCGCUUUCUUUAAAACCAUGGGACUCAUGAUUGACAACAUGACGGACGGGGACAGGCAGUGGGAGGUCAACGUGCAGCAGGAAAUUUUGAGUUUCAUGCAUACCGGAAGGCCUUUUACGGCCGACUGGGGAAUGUUUCCCGGCCAAACGGCAGUGCUUAGUGAUAAUACAACGGUUACGGCUGGGUACCACACUGCAGAGUGUCUCUUCUGGUUAAAGAACGGGUUCUUCUCCUACUCGUGGAUAAAUUGA